AUGCCACCAGCCAUGUUUGAUAAAGUUGUACAGAGUCUGACCCCCAGAUUGACCAAGCAAGACACCAAUUACCGAGCAAGCCUGGAAACUGGUCUCAAAGUGGCAAUCACCCUACGGCACCUGGCCUCUGGUAACACCUACAGAAACAUGCAAUACGCCUGGAGGGUUCCCUACAACACCAUCAGUGUGGUAGUCAAAGAAGUGGUAAAGGCCAUCAUUGAGGAGUACACAGAUGAACUCUUGUUUUGCCCAACAACUGAACAAAGAUGGAGAGACCUGGCUGAACAAUGGUACCAGAGAGACACAGUUGGUGCCAUUGACGGCAAGCACGUGGCCUGUAAAGCUCCUCCUAAUUCUAGCUCAGAAUUCUACAACUACAAAGGGUUUUACAGCGUGAUCCUGUUUGCCAUGGUGGAUGCGGACUACAAGUUCACCUACAUUGACAUCUCAGACAAUGGCUCAUCCUCAGACGCUCAGAUCUACAACGAAAGUGAUCUCCAUCGUGGGCUCGACCAGAACAGGAUUCAUGGCUUUCCUCAGCCAGACCCCCUACCCAAUGACAGUCAGGAUGUGCCUUAUUUCAUCAUCGGGGAUGACGCCUUCUCACUGCGGACCUACCUCAUGAAGCCGUACAGCACCAGAAACCUCACCAAGGAAGAGCGCAUCUUCAACUAUCGGCUCUCCAAGGCAAGAUGGGUCGUGGAGAAGUCUUUCGGCAUCUCUGCCAAUAGGUUCCGGAUUCUGCUCACCACCAUGCAACAUCACCAUGAAACUGUUAGAACCAUCGUGGAAUGUUGCUGCAUCCUCCACAAUCUGCUACCCAGUGCUCCAGAACAGACUUUUUGA
Messenger RNA from Dunckerocampus dactyliophorus (ringed pipefish), 846 nucleotides. RefSeq names its product putative nuclease HARBI1. Bases 1 to 846 code for a protein of 281 amino acids. The transcript has a single exon. Lineage: Eukaryota; Metazoa; Chordata; Actinopteri; Syngnathiformes; Syngnathidae. The record is from RefSeq and is a predicted model, not a curated record.